Messenger RNA from Medicago truncatula (barrel medic), 1739 nucleotides. RefSeq names its product F-box/kelch-repeat protein At3g23880. NCBI's taxonomy places the organism in Eukaryota, Viridiplantae, Streptophyta, Magnoliopsida, Fabales, Fabaceae. The transcript has 2 exons. Bases 106 to 1365 code for a protein of 419 amino acids. The record is from RefSeq and is a predicted model, not a curated record. Gene Ontology annotation, molecular function: protein binding.
CUAAUCACAUCUGUAAUCAUUUACAAGAGUUUCAAAGCGUGAUCACUUUUCAACACCACCGUCACUUUUGAACUCCACCAUCACGUUCCUAUCAGCACCGCUCCGAUGAGUUCCCGGCAUCUCCACUCUCACUCCAAUCCAUCACCUCCGUCAGUAACCCUCCCCGACGAGGUUCUCACCGAAAUCCUAUCCCGCCUUCCAGUCAAAUCUCUAAUUCAGAUGAAAUCCGUAUGUAAGUCAUGGAAAACCCUAAUUUCGCAUCCUUCAUUCAUCAAAAUCCAUCUUAAUCAUUCAUUAUCUUCACAAAAUCCAUACUCUUAUCUUUUCUAUGUCAAUAACUGGACACAGAAUCAUAAGUACGUUUUCAUUCCCUUUCCCGUCAAUCAUUUACUCGAAAACCAUCCUAUCACCCUUCCUGAAGAUCCUUACUUCAUAUUGAAUGGCGACAAAGAUUGUCACGAGGUUGUUGGUUCUUGCAAUGGAUUGGUCUGCUUACGCGGUUAUUCUUUUCCCGAUGAAGAUAAUACACUUAUGUGGCUCCGUUUGUGGAACCCUGCCACAAGGACAAUAUCUAAUAAAUUAGGGUUUUUGUAUGAUAGCGAUUAUAAUUGGUGUUUUUGGAAUUUGGUGUUUGGUUAUGAUAAUUCAACUCACACUUAUAAGGUUGUGGCCUUGGAUUGUGAUGGUAUUGAUGGCAAGGUGAGAGUUUAUAUUUUCGGUGAUAAAGUUUGGACGAGUAUUCAAAAUUUUCCUGUUACGGCUAUGAGGUUGUAUUCGAGGGAUUCGAGAAUGCGUGGUCGUUUUACGGCUAUGAGGUUGGCUAUGAGGUUGUAUUUGAUGGAUUUGAGAAUGUAUAGUGGUGUACAUUUUAGUUCUACUGUGAACUGGGUGACUACCGUUUCUAAUGAUAAUGUUUAUCAAGUUGUGAUUGUUUCACUUGACUUAGGUACUGAGACAUACACACAAUUGCCUCCUCCUCCAGGUUAUGAGAAGGUGGCACGUGUAAUACCGAGUGUUUGUGUGUUGGCAAACUUGUUUUGUUUUUAUCAUGAUUAUGAGGCAACCGAUUUUGUUAUAUGGAAAAUGGAAGAAUUUGGAAAUGAAAACUCUUGGAGUCAGAUUUUUAAAUUUAGCUAUCAGAAUCUUGGAAUGAAUCGUAAACUUGAACCUGGUCGCUUGCGUUUUGAAUUAAUGCCAUUGCAUCUUUCUGAGAGUGAUGAUACAGUGGUGUUGGCAAACAACCUACAAGACUGUGCAAUUCUCUAUAACCGGAGAACUAACAGAGCAAAGAAAACUAGAAUUGACAACAGGAUACGUUGGUUUUCUAUGAACGAUUAUGUAGAAAGCUUGGUAUCAACUUCUUGAAAGUAGUAUAACUGAAUGGGGACUGGUUGCUUAUAACCAAUCUGGUGUGGCGCAAUUUUCAGCUUGGAAAAGAGAAGCCAUUGAAAUUGAUCCAGUGUCGGCGGAAGCACUUGGGGUUAGAUGAUGCUUGCAGUAUACAGCUGAACUGAACCUGUAGAGUACUGUAUUGCUAUUGCUUCCAAUGCUGAAACUGUGGUUAAUUGCAUUAAUUCGGAAUUGAGUGUGGUGGCCAUUGAUCCUAUUAUUCAAGAUUGUAAUUCACUUAAGAGUCAUAUUGAUGAUGUAGUAGUUUAUCAUGUUAAACGUCACUUAAACAGUUUUGAGUGGGUGUCGAUUGCAUUGCUAAUUUGCUAUCGUGGCUUUUUAUCCAAAAA